Symbiodinium natans is the source of this 286-nucleotide messenger RNA. NCBI's taxonomy places the organism in Eukaryota, Dinophyceae, Suessiales, Symbiodiniaceae. The record is from the annotation of a GenBank genome assembly.
GCUUGCCCAGCAGGCAGCCGUCCACGAGAUUGUUCGCAUCCUGGGCGAGUACGACUGGAAAAAUCGACGACUACAAUCAGUUCGUCGAAGUCUGCCUCGCUCGCCGAGGGGCGUCGUCAGCACCAGCUCAAAGGUGCCGACGGCAAUGUCGGACGAGGACCUCAGGCAACCGAGGAAGACGGCCAAGCGUCGAGGGCAGUCGACGAAGUCUGCGAAGGGCGCCGACGAUCCUACAACAAAGGAUCGUCGGGCGUAUCUCGAUGCCAUCACCGGCGUCAUGGAAUAG